Molecule: messenger RNA, 1599 nt
Organism: Gaeumannomyces tritici R3-111a-1
Lineage: Eukaryota; Fungi; Ascomycota; Sordariomycetes; Magnaporthales; Magnaporthaceae
Product: O-methyltransferase
Exons: 2
Coding region: 135-881 (248 amino acids)
Molecular function (GO): O-methyltransferase activity
Source: RefSeq, a predicted model, not a curated record
CAGAGGGACACUGGACGUCAAGACUCACUCGAAUAUCAACCUCCCUUUCAGCAUCCUCCAGAGCUCAGACACGGUCUCCCCUCCCUCAAACCCCAACUGGCAGAAAACGUCCCACCCCCACCCCCCGAGACAACAUGCCUUCCACCUUCGCCAAGGCCGAGAUCUACAAGGCCCUGGCCUCCGUCAGCGCCAGCCAGCGCGUGCUCGACGUGCUGACGGAGCUGCACGGCGAGGCGCUGGACGAGCCGCCCUUUGUGAGCACCGACAUACCCGACGACGCGAGCCCGGCGGCGGUGCAGGACGCGCGGCAGGCGCGCACGCGCGGGCUGUACGUGGCGCUGGACCCGGAGAAGUGCGCGCUCGCGUACCUGCUGCUGCGCGCGUCGGGCGCCCGCACCGUCGUCGAGGCCGGCACCGGCUUCGGCCUCUCCACCAUCUACCUCGCCCUCGCCGUCGGCCAGAACGCCGCCGCCGCCGGCGUCGCCCGCCCCGGCCCCGCCGCGAGGGUCAUCGCCACCGAGCUGGAGCCGGCAAAGGCCGCGCGCGCGCGCGAGAACUGGGACCGCGCCGGCGUCGAGGACGUCUCGCGCUGGAUCGAGCUGCGAAAGGGCGACCUGCGGCACACGCUGAAGGAGAACAUGCCGUCCCAGGUGGACUGUCUCCUACUCGACAUCUGGACACCGCUGGCACUCCCAACCCUCAGGCUGGUCAAGCCGUAUCUCAAGAAGGGAGCUAUAGUGCUUGCCGACAAUUUCGAGGCCGCAAAGGAGGGUUACAGGGAGCUCCUGGAAUACGUGAGCCGGCCGAACAGUGGAUUCAAGGGUACCAUCCUGCCGUAUGCCGGUGGAUUGCAGAUGCUUGUGUAUGUAGGCUUAGACUGAAAGGCCCUCCUCCCGUGGGCCGUACGGAUUGAUGUGUCGAUCAAGAUACCACCAUCCAUCAUGCUUCAUCACCCUUCACCUCCUUUUCCUUUGCGACCGAAACCGUCUCCUCCGCGUCGAGGACCCUGCGCUUCUCCUCCCUGUGCGUCAGAUACGACAAGCCGACGGUCCAGACGACCAGCGCGAUGGAGGUGGCGAUCAUGGCCCACAUGCCCCUCUGCAAGCGAACCUGAAUUAGCACGCGAACUCGACCGAGAGAAGGAGAAAGAAAAAAACUCAAAAAAAAACUCACAAUGAACCAAGGCGCCAUGGAAGCGCCGUAAAACACAAUGCUCCACCACGAAUUGACGGCGCUGCUGCACAGGUUCAUGCCGGCGAGCACGACGCCGCGGAAAACGGGGUCCUCGUGGCGCAUGGCGUCGUUGCACCAGGCGAAGAAGGUGGCCUGGCAGGCGUAGACGGCGCCGGCCCAGUAGUAGGCGGCGAAGACGACCGACGUGGACGCGGCGCUGGCCGGGUCGCGGGACGCGGCCAGGACCAUGGCGGACGUGGCGACGCCGACAACGCCGAUAAAGUAGGCGACGAGGUACCGCUUGCCACCCAGCAGGUCCGUCAGGGUGGCCCAGAAGAGGGUCGAGACGAUGCCGACGGCCGGCACGCCCGUCGGGUAGUUGUUGAGCUGCGCGACCGUGUACGACCCGGCCGGGUGGCUCUUCAU